This is a messenger RNA of Cyphomyrmex costatus, 1206 nucleotides long. It is a transcript of the gene wtrw, whose product is annotated as ankyrin repeat domain 61 water witch. The transcript has 5 exons. The record is from RefSeq and is a predicted model, not a curated record. Gene Ontology annotation, molecular function: protein binding. Bases 370 to 1206 code for a protein of 278 amino acids. NCBI's taxonomy places the organism in Eukaryota, Metazoa, Arthropoda, Insecta, Hymenoptera, Formicidae.
AAAUAUACGUGCAGCAUUUAUAUGCGAGAGGUGUCGUAUGAUUAUUGCUGCAUUAAAAUUUUAAGUAACAGUGAAACAAUACCGAUAUGAGAAUGGCAGUCGAAUUCCACGUCUCCUGACAAUCCAGACACAGUCUCUGACGGUCUCCGACGUGAAUGUUCUCAGUCAGAAUACUCAAUUUCGAGAUAAUGCAUUCCUAACCUCCAACAUGGUGUAAAUCCAGUUUCAUCUAGUUUUAUAUAAUUUAACAAGAAAUUCUCUGUCGUCACGUUCGAAUAACGAAUAAAAGGGACAACGUAAAACGAAACUGAUCCGCUUGGUGCAACUCGCGCAUUGCUUGUGCGAUUUGGAAUUUCAUGUUUGACAGCUAUGGAAAAUCAGAUCCACUCGGAGUUAAUUCUGAAGGAGGAGCGGGAGGAAGACGAGACGAAGGUAAGCCGCUGCUCUACUGGGACUGCCGAGAGCGAGAAGAGCGUCACCCCCGACGGGUCGGCGAUCGGGAUACGGCCAAAACCUCUAAUCUACAAGCCGGAAAACGUGAGCAUCGGCUGCAAGUCUGAGCCACUCGAGACAAAAUGGCAUUGGGCCCCAGGAGCGUGGCAAGACUCGACCAGGACCAGCGCCUUCCAACCGUACAAGCCACCUACCCUGCUCACGAAUUUACAAAGAGGCAACACUCAAACGCAGAUACACCAGCUCUAUGUCGGCAACGAUAUCACGUUUCAUACCUUGGCGGGUCAGGGAGAACUUACAUCUGAUCAUUUACAUUCAAACUCAGUGGAUAUGACUGAUGAACAGGGCUUAACAGGAUUGAUGUGGGCCUGUGCUUACGGACAAAUAGGUAGCGUUAAACAAUUGCUCAAAAGGGGCGCUAGUAUAAAUCAUUGUGGACCAAACUUACAAACCAGUCUACAUCUGGCAGCUGCUUACGGUCAUCACGAUAUUGUCAAAUUAUUGUUAAAUCAUGGAGCUGACCCUAACGCAUGUGACGAAGAUGGUAAUACUCCAUUAAUAUAUGGAGCACACUGCGAUCAUCCACACGUAUGUUACGAAUUAUUAAUAAAAGGUGCAGAAGUAACACUUACUAAUGUCUCAAAUAUAAGUGCCUAUAAAGCAGCAAUUAUAAAUAAUUCGAUGAAUGCUAAAGCGGUUAUUGAGAAUCAUUUGAUACCACAAAUUAUAAGUAUGCCAAUGGAUGAAUUAUAA